This is a messenger RNA of Salvia hispanica, 1017 nucleotides long. NCBI's taxonomy places the organism in Eukaryota, Viridiplantae, Streptophyta, Magnoliopsida, Lamiales, Lamiaceae. The record is from RefSeq and is a predicted model, not a curated record.
UCUCUGGCUCCGAAGAGAUACACCUCCAAACAAGUAAAGAGAAUGACAAAAUGCUUCAGAGACAAACUAGGCCAAGGAGGAUUCGGAAUUGUCUACAAGGGAGAGCUACCGGAUGGUCAGCUAGUUGCGGUGAAGGUCUUAAAAGAAACUCACGAUAACGCAGACGAAUUCAUCAACGAAGUUGCAAGCAUCAGCAGAACCUCCCAUGUCAACAUAGUCAAUCUCUUGGGAUUUUGCUUCGAGAAAAAGAAAAGGGCUCUCGUGUAUGAAUACAUGCCCAACAAGUCGUUAGACAAGUUCAUCCACAAGUCCUGCUCCCUCGAGUGGAAGAAACUGUACGAGGUUGCAAUCGGGGUUGCCAGGGGUCUUGAGUAUCUGCACAGAGGCUGCAACACGAGGAUCGUGCAUUUUGACAUCAAGCCUCAGAAUAUCCUUCUGGACAAGGACUUCUGUCCCAAGAUAUCGGAUUUUGGGCUUUCGAAGCUGUGCAUGAAGAAGCAGAGUGCGAUAUCCAUGCUUGGGACGAGGGGGACCGUAGGGUACAUUGCUCCCGAGGUAUUCUCGAGAAACUUUGGCGUGGUUUCUCACAAGUCCGAUGUGUAUAGCUACGGGAUCAUGCUUCUUCACAUGGUGGAGUCGAAAUACGUGGAGAUGGGGUCGCCUGGUUCGAGUGAAAACUGUAACUUGGAUAGAGUUUAUGAGCACGUGCUAGUGCAGAGCGAACGAGCGGAUCAUGAUCGGAUGAGUGAAGAGGAAGACGAGACCGCGAGGAGAAUGGUGAUGUUGGGAUUUUGGUGCAUUCAGACAUUUCCAAUAGAGAGGCCAACAAUGAGUAAGGUGGUGGAGAUGUUAGAAGGGAAACUGGAGUCUAUAGAGAUUCCACCAAGGCCAUUUUUGCUCUCUUCCCCACUACCACAAAUUUCAUCUUUCAUUUCUUGUAAUUCUACAUGUACAAAAUUGGACUUGGAUUCACAUCCUACAUCUUGUUCUUCUCAAUUGCAAGGUUGGUGUCAAUAA